AUGAAGGCCACUCUUUCUCUCACUGCCGUCCAGCUGCUGGCCAGCCUGGGUUCAGCCCUCCCCACGCACGACCACUCCUUGGCUGGCGUUAAGCGUGCCAAUGUCUCUGCCUCUUCCUGGAACCCCCCUUCGGACUUGGUGAAGCCUCUGAAGGAGGUCUGGGACCACGAGAUUGACACCUACACCGACCCCCUCGGCUUCAAGAACUACGGCUUCGACCAAGUGAUCGACGGCAAGGGUAAGAUCAACUACUGCGUGCGCUGGGACUCGACCAAGUCGGUCACCGCCACCCAGCGGGAAGGCAUCGAAACCGCCGUUCGCAAGGGCUUCAACAAGUGGAUCGAGAAGCUCGCCGGGUUUGACGGUUUCCCCUACGACACCGUGGAUGUCAACGUUGUUGGCUACGCUGUCAAGGACAAGUCCCUCCUGGAGGGCGACACCUCCGGCAUCGAGGUCUACACCACCACCGACGACGACGGAAUCCCUCAGUGUGACCCCAAGUGUGGACGAUUCUUCCACCAAGAUGGUGACUACAGUGCCUGCGAGGCCGGUGCUGACCGUCACUACGACCAGAGCUUGUGGCUCAGCGAUGACUUCGAGGGUGGUGCCGGUGGUGACUGGGGCCAGCGCGUUGGACAGCAAUACUUCGUUGAGAGCUUGGGCGAGGAGAACCAGCACAUCUACCUGCACGAGAUCGGCCACACCUUCGCCUUGGAUGAUUUCUAUGACUGGACCCCCACCGGCCAGACCAGCUUCAUCAUGCUGGCUGGCAGUGCCACCGAGAUCACCGAAUUCGACGGAUGGAUGGCUCGUGACUGGUGGCGCAACUUGAAGAGCCGCUACAGCCUGUAA
This is a messenger RNA of Aspergillus affinis, 852 nucleotides long. RefSeq lists its product as uncharacterized. The record is from RefSeq and is a predicted model, not a curated record. The transcript is spliced from 4 exons. NCBI's taxonomy places the organism in Eukaryota, Fungi, Ascomycota, Eurotiomycetes, Eurotiales, Aspergillaceae. The coding region runs from base 1 to 852 and encodes 283 amino acids.